CUUUGGCGGAGGUUGGAUUUGGAUUUGCGAAGCACUGGCUGGGCCAUGGUGGGCAGUUGGGUCGUGAACGAGCGACGUGAGGCGGGUUGCUGUUUUUGUUGUGGGUCUCUGGCACAGGAAGCAGGCAGUAAGUAUCAAGCAAGGGACAUAUGCGGUCGUGGAUGUGGUCGUGGUGGAUCGUUAAUGAGCGUGAGGCCGGCAAGAAGGCAAGUCUGGGGUGAGCGAGGAAGGGAGAAAGAAGAAAGAAGAAAGAAGAAAGAGAGAUGGAAAUGGGAUUGAUGGGAUGUUGUUUAUCAUUAAAACAAGGAUGGGGCGCCGUUUGCAUUUUCCUUGUGGUGGUGAUGGAUGGAAGAGUCGCCCAGCGAAACACACAACAGUUCAGGGCAUCCACCCACAAGUCAGUCGCGUCAUCCUCACACCCAUCCUGCCACACGUCCGCCCACACUUCCCGUCUCCUGGCGUGCAUCUGUCCUUGGCGGUAUGCAGCGGUCCUCUGCAAUGCCAUACAUCCCAUGCCAGCGCUCGCCUCAGCAAGACGUCUCCUGAAAGUGUCGAGAGACAGAUGUGGCAGCCACGCACCUCGACUCGGGCCCAUCAUGCAUCUCGCACGGCUCACCGCGGGUCUUGAUUCACCCGCCACCCCGUCCCCUCCUUCUACCUCUCCUGCCCGCCCCGAGUCUCGCUUCUUGCCAUCCGCAUCGCAUCCAUUCUCCAUUUGCGUCCUUCCAUCCUGGCUGUCGUCUGUUGUCCGCUGUACAGUUUGUACUGGUCCUUGCUGUCUGCUAUCUGUCGCUGUUUGCCGCUGUUUAUCUCCCAUUGCAUUUUCGGCGGCGCGGCUAGAUCGCUGUGAUCGGCCAGAGCGCGGCCCAGAGGAAACGAGCCGUCCACAUCGCCCACGACACCGUCCUUUGGCACCGCCUCUCGCGUCUAGCAUCCGAUGUCUAUCAUCCAGUACGCCCUGUUCCAGCCAUCUGGUCUGAGCCCCGAUAGUCCUUCAUCUUGAUGUUUCAUAGGCAUAAACUCACAGUUGUUUGUCCGAAUAAAUGGCCUUUCUCUUGCCUCUCUAUCCCCCCUAUCCUUUCUCCCUCCUCUCUAUCCCCCCUAUCCUUUCUCCGUUCCCAAUAACCCUAGUCCCAAUUUACCAUCCUUACUUUCUAUAUUCCAACACUCAAGGCAUAAAACCUGUAUUCUACACCGGCCUUCGUUUGACAAAACCGCUUUUCAUCUUAUUCGCAAGGGCAUCGCGAUUGUCUUCAUCAUUUCAUCGGUUAUCGGUUAUAACCUAUUUAUUGCGUAUAGAUUGAUCAUGACGAUCACACGUUCCUGCUUUUAUUUUGACCCUGCCAUUCGACUACUUCCUUCUCUUCCUUACCUUCCCUCCCUCUCUUACCAGUGCAUGGGGCCAUAAUCGGAGUCUUCCCCCACCAAGGAGGAUUAAAAAGGAAGUAUUGCAAUCCGUCCAUUAACCGAUGCUAGAGUCAACAUCCAAGCCACGAGAUCAUCCUUUAUGGCAACCUCAGCUCAGCCUGUCUGACUUGUCGAGUCAAAGAGAGCGAGUCUUUUUCUCAACCGGAGUUUCAAUAUGUAACAUACAAGUCCGACCAAGUAGCCCCUGCAUGGUAAUCGGAAGGCCCGCAGGUGCCCAGCUACUAAUGUCUUCAUGGCUAAUCUACGUAUUUAAACCUCCUCUGUCCCCUCUCUCAAUAAUGUCAAUAAACCGCCAUCUACGAAAUCAAAAACCCCACGAACCUUCAAUUCCUUCAAAAUAUGUCGAACCUGCACCGCUAUGAUAAGGAGUCCUCGUCGUCUGGACAGCUGUAUGAGGGCGAUCCCUUCCUGGAAGGCAUCAUGAAUAUGGCUCUUGGUGAUUUAGAGACAACUCCACAAUCCACUUCAAUCCCUCAACAUCAAAUUAGCGGUGUCCAGCCAUUUUGGAGCCAGGCCUCUACUGCGGCGGUUCCACCCAGACAUUUAACAGAGACCUAUAGAUGCACCGCCCCUUCUAUCCAACAAGACCAACAACAACCUUACGAUCACCAAAAAGAUACUGGCAGUUGGACAACCUCUUCCCAGCCAUUGGCAUUUGCAAACUCAACCCAUCCCUCAGGCCCAUAUCAUCUCAGGAAUCAUAGUCGAAUCCCCUCAUUAACCUUGUCUGAUGGUGUGUCGCGGGGUACUCACACUCAGUGGCAAGGAUCGAGCACCACUCCAACCUUCGGGUCAGUACACCCACCAUCUUUAGGACCUCCUGGACCCAACUGGAGUUACGAUUGCUCGUCUUUAGGGCUUCCUCCAUUUUCGACCUCCUUUGAGGAUAUGACAGCUUCAAUAUCAAGGGGAAUAUCAAUUCAUCACGGGGAGGAGGCCAGUACUGCCUCAAUGUCCAAGCUCUCGCCGUUGGCUUCACCGUUCAUCCCCUUUGGACAGGACAAGGUAGAAGAGGAAAAAGACGAUGUGAGUUCAGGAAACGGCGGAAGACGAUGCCACACAAAAUGUGAUGCCAUUAUCAGCCAUCUCCACUCACCCACUCACCGACCCAACCCUAAGCCGUUCAUUUACCGAACCAGCAUUCUCCCACUCUCCCGCCAUGUCCUCCGAGCCCAAACCAAAGAAACUGAAAUGGUCCACUAACCCUCUGGACCGCAACCUUAACUGAACCUCCUUUAUUGGAUACGGAAACGGAGGAGGGGGAGGGGAAAUCAGUGAUAGGUUCAGAAACGUUGAACCUUGCGAUCAUGACAUCUAGUAGCAGAAGGUGAGCAGGAUGAGGAUGGGGGGAGUAAUACUUAAGUGGUCAAUAAUCAGUUGGCGAAACAAUGAUAGUCUUGUUUCGAGGGCAGGAGGGGCGUAUACUUGUUCUCUUUCUCCAGCAGAACCUCCACAGAUACAUAGCAUGAUAUGCAAAAAGAGGGUGUAAGAAUGCGAUAAUGUAUACAGACAGUACAGCUCAAA
Cryptococcus deneoformans JEC21 is the source of this 2952-nucleotide messenger RNA. RefSeq lists its product as hypothetical. The record is from RefSeq and is a predicted model, not a curated record. The transcript is spliced from 3 exons. The coding region runs from base 1768 to 2631 and encodes 287 amino acids. NCBI's taxonomy places the organism in Eukaryota, Fungi, Basidiomycota, Tremellomycetes, Tremellales, Cryptococcaceae.